AUGAGCCAAAAUGGUCAGUGGCCUAACCCACAGCUCGGUAUAUGUCAGAAGUGCCAUCCCUUAUGCCUAUCAUGUUUUGGACCCAUGAGUGACAACUGUCUGUCCUGUGAGAUAAACAAACUUUUCUACGGCUAUACCUGUGUUAGCGAGUGUCCCGACACUUACUACAGGGACGGUGUGCUAAAUGAAUGCCUUCCCUGUGCGGCCAACUGUCUCACAUGUCUGUCCACUCCAACCCACUGUACAUCAUGUCAAUCACAACUUGUCCUAAACGACAGACACAUAUGUAUUGAUAAAAACCUAAAUUAUAGGAAUGGAUGUAACAAAUCGUGUGCUACCUGUGCCACCAGUGGUAAUGAAAAUCAAUGCGAUACUUGUCAUAAGGAUGAUAAGCUAUGGAACGGUACGUGCAUUAGUGGUCAGUGUCCGGACGUACACUUUGAACGUAUUACUAAUACGGGAAUAGUAUGUGACAGUUGUCAUAAGAGUUGCAAUGCAUGUGUGGGUCCGUUACAUACGGAUUGUACGCACUGUUACCCAAACUCGACCCUAACCUCCGAUGGCUUGUGUGUCAGUAUCUGUACGUACGGCCAGUAUUACGACAACAAAGUGGACGCCUGUAUGUCGUGUCACGAGACCUGUUCCCAGUGUUGGGGUCCAGGAGUUGAUGAGUGCCACGAAUGCAAGAGUGGGUUUCAUAUUGAAAACUACCGGUGCUUGAGAUGCUGUCCCACAAGUCCGUGCGAUGGAUCACUACUUGAUAGACAACCCAUUGAAUAUAUACAGAUCACUAACAGCAUCGGUAUGUCUGUAGUUGACAAGAAUGGAUGUAACAAAUCGUGUGCUACCUGUGCCACCAGUGGUAAUGAAAAUCAAUGCGAUACUUGUCAUAAGGAUGAUAAGCUAUGGAACGGUACGUGCAUUAGUGGUCAGUGUCCGGACGUACACUUUGAACGUAUUACUAAUACGGGAAUAGUAUGUGACAGUUGUCAUAAGAGUUGCAAUGCAUGUGUGGGUCCGUUACAUACGGAUUGUACGCACUGUUACCCAAACUCGACCCUAACCUCCGAUGGCUUGUGUGUCAGUAUCUGUACGUACGGCCAGUAUUACGACAACAAAGUGGACGCCUGUAUGUCGUGUCACGAGACCUGUUCCCAAUGUUGGGGUCCAGGAGUUGAUGAGUGCCACGAAUGCAAGAGUGGGUUUCAUGACUUCCAGAGGAAUAUGACAAUUGCUGUCAUUGUUUAUCACCAGAAGGUCCGUGCGAUGGAUCACUACUUGAUAGAC
Messenger RNA from Oppiella nova, 1287 nucleotides. Lineage: Eukaryota; Metazoa; Arthropoda; Arachnida; Sarcoptiformes; Oppiidae. The record is from the annotation of a GenBank genome assembly.